GGGGACCAGCCCCCGGAAGUCAUGGCGGCCUCGGGCCGACGCUCUAGAACCCCGCAGAACCGGGAUCUCCGUGGUUGGACGUGACCGGUCACCGUCUACCAGGGAUGACGCAUUCCCAGCGCCGGGCUCCCGGGACCCAUCGGGAAAACGGGGGACGCAAUUCCUGGGGCGAUAAGGACUGAUAAGGGAAGAGGAGCCUAAAGGAAAGGGAUUGCGUGAUGCAGUCAUCAGGGUAACUUCCGGUCACCUCACCCCUCCGAGCUCCCGGGGCCAGCAGCAACUGGCCGGAGACCUGGCGGAUCGGAGGGGAUGCGCGCACGCGCGCACGCAGAAGGCGAUGCCGCCCACUCUAGCGGUGCCCGGGGCUGCUAGCGCGCAUGCGUCAGAGGACCGCGCGGGGCCGCAGCGCACCCGGCGUAGCGCCGAGCUCCAGUCGGGCGGCUCCCUCCCGCCGGCUGGACAGCGGCGCGCGCGCGGGCGGAGGCGUGGCUUCCUCGGCAGACGCCAUGGCCGAGCCUCUGAAGGAGGAAGACGGCGAGGACGGCUCCGGGGAGCCUCCGGGGCCGGUGAAGGCGGAGCCCACCGUCACCGCCUCCUCCGUGGCGGCCAAGAACCUGGCCUUGCUGAAGGCCCGCUCCUUCGACGUGACCUUCGACGUGGGGGACGAGUACGAGAUCAUCGAGACCAUAGGCAACGGGGCCUACGGGGUGGUGUCCUCCGCGCGCCGCCGCCUCACCGGCCAGCAGGUGGCCAUUAAGAAGAUCCCCAAUGCUUUUGACGUGGUGACCAAUGCCAAGCGGACCCUCAGGGAGCUGAAGAUCCUCAAACACUUCAAGCACGACAACAUCAUCGCCAUCAAGGACAUCCUGAGGCCCACCGUGCCCUAUGGCGAGUUCAAGUCUGUCUACGUGGUCCUGGACCUGAUGGAGAGCGACCUGCACCAGAUCAUCCACUCGUCACAGCCACUGACGCUGGAGCACGUGCGCUACUUUCUGUACCAGCUGCUGCGAGGCCUCAAGUACAUGCACUCGGCUCAGGUCAUCCACCGGGACCUCAAGCCCUCCAACCUGCUGGUGAACGAGAACUGUGAGCUCAAGAUCGGGGACUUCGGCAUGGCCCGCGGCCUGUGCGCCUCGCCUGCCGACCACCAGUACUUCAUGACCGAGUACGUGGCCACACGCUGGUACCGCGCCCCUGAGCUCAUGCUCUCUUUGCACGAGUACACGCAGGCCAUCGACCUGUGGUCUGUGGGCUGCAUCUUUGGUGAGAUGCUAGCCCGGCGCCAGCUCUUUCCAGGCAAAAACUAUGUGCACCAGUUGCAGCUGAUCAUGACGGUGCUGGGGACCCCGUCGCCAGCCGUGAUCCAGGCUGUCGGGGCUGAGAGGGUGCGGGCCUAUAUCCAGAGCCUGCCGCCACGCCAGCCCGUGCCUUGGGAGACAGUGUACCCGGGUGCUGACCGCCAGGCCCUCUCCCUGCUGGGGCGCAUGCUGCGUUUUGAGCCCAGUGCCCGCAUCUCUGCCGCUGCUGCCCUGCGCCACCCCUUCCUGGCCAAGUACCACGACCCUGAUGAUGAGCCUGACUGUGCGCCACCCUUUGACUUUGCCUUUGACCGUGAAGCCCUGACCCGGGAGCGUAUUAAGGAGGCCAUCGUGGCAGAGAUCGAGGACUUCCACGCGCGGCGUGAGGGCAUCCGCCAGCAGAUCCGCUUCCAGCCUUCCCUGCAGCCUGUGGCCAGUGAGCCUAGCUGCCCCGACGUUGAGAUGCCCAGUCCUUGGGCUCCCAGUGGGGACUGCGCCAUGGAGUCCCCACCGCCAGCCCCACCACCUCACCCUGGGCCUGCGCCUGAUACCUUUGAUCUGACCGUGCAGCCACCCCCGCCAGCCAGUGAACCAGCCCCUCCCAAGAGGGAGGGCGCCAUCUCAGACAACACCAAGGCGGCCCUCAAGGCUGCCCUGCUCAAGUCUUUGCGGAGCCGACUCCGAGACGGCCCCAGCGCCCCCCUGGAGGCCCCUGAGCCUCGGAAGCCAGUGACGGCCCAGGAGCGCCAGCGGGAGCGGGAGGAGAAGCGGCGGCGGCGGCAGGAGCGGGCCAAGGAGCGGGAGAAGCGGCGGCAGGAGCGGGAGCGCAAGGAGCGGGGGGCCGGGGCCUCCGGGGGCCCCUCCGCCGACCCUCUGGCGGGGCUGGUGCUCAGCGACAAUGACCGGAGCCUGCUGGAGCGCUGGACUCGCAUGGCCCGGCCCCCCGCCCCUGCGCCCACGCCGCCGCCGGCCCGGCCCCCGAGCCCUCCUGCCGGCCCCCCACCACAGCCUGCCUGCCCAGCCCCGGGGCCUGCACCUGCCCCACUCCAGACUACCGCUGCCGCCCCGGGCCUCCUGGCCCCCCAGUCACUGGUGCCGGCCCCCGGGCUACCGGGCCCCAGUGCCCUGAGUGUUCUGCCUUACUUCCCUUCUGGCCCACCCCCUCCAGACCCCGGGAGGCCCCCUCAGCCCUCCACCUCAGAGUCGCCCGACGACGUCAACCUGGUGACCCAGCAGCUGUCCAAGUCGCAGGUGGAGGACCCCUUGCCCCCUGUGUUCUCGGGCACACCGAAGGGCAGUGGGGCCGGCUACGGUGUUGGCUUUGACCUUGAGGAAUUCCUAAACCAGUCUUUCGACAUGGGCGUGGCUGACGGGCCCCAGGAUGGCCAGGCUGACUCGGCCCCGCUCUCGGCCUCCCUGCUUGCUGACUGGCUUGAGGGCCACGGCAUGAACCCUGCAGACAUCGAGUCCCUGCAGCGUGAGAUCCAGAUGGACUCCCCGAUGCUGCUGGCUGACCUGCCUGACCUCCAGGAGCCCUGAGGCCCACAGUCUGUGCCUUGCUGCCAGGGGCAGACCCAGCUCCAAGAUCGCAGGAACGCCCAAGGGCUGGCGCCCGGGGCCCUGCUGGGGAAGCUCAGGUCGGGUGGUUCUGCAGGGUCAUCUCAGACCCACCCUGCAGCCUUAAGCAGCCACCUGAGCCAGCAGUGAGCCCCGCGGGAUCGGACGAGCCCUGCCCCCGAGCGGUCCUCUUCAGUAUCGUAUUUUUAUUAAUAGUUGUAGUAUUGUUACUGUUAUUACACAAUGUUUUGCCAUGAAAA
This is a messenger RNA of Camelus dromedarius (Arabian camel), 3115 nucleotides long. It is a transcript of the gene MAPK7, whose product is annotated as mitogen-activated protein kinase 7. Bases 378 to 2837 code for a protein of 819 amino acids. The transcript has 7 exons. Gene Ontology annotation, biological process: protein phosphorylation; intracellular signal transduction. Gene Ontology annotation, cellular component: cytoplasm; nucleus. Lineage: Eukaryota; Metazoa; Chordata; Mammalia; Artiodactyla; Camelidae. The record is from RefSeq and is a predicted model, not a curated record. Gene Ontology annotation, molecular function: MAP kinase activity; ATP binding.